Lycium barbarum (goji berry) is the source of this 810-nucleotide messenger RNA. RefSeq lists its product as uncharacterized. The coding region runs from base 192 to 626 and encodes 144 amino acids. The transcript is spliced from 2 exons. NCBI's taxonomy places the organism in Eukaryota, Viridiplantae, Streptophyta, Magnoliopsida, Solanales, Solanaceae. The record is from RefSeq and is a predicted model, not a curated record.
CCGCAACAUAGAAUUUCAGGAAUUCAUUACCGACCUCCGGAAACCUUUUCUCAGAGCCUUUCUCUACUCUCAUUGUCUUCUCAGUGCCUUUGAUAGCUACAAAAUUGAAAAUAAAUAGUGAUGAGUACGUCUCUGUGCAAAAGAAAUUAACAAAAAUGCCAAAGGCACACUUCUAGACUUCACAGGAUGAAAUGGAGGCUAGGGUGGCUGCUGCUAUAAGCUCAUCAGAUGAUUCACAAGAAGUUCAAGAACUCGAUGUAAAUAGCAUAUACUUGGAUGUUGUGGGUGGAGAGAAAAAACGACGUGUGUAUGGAUUGGGCUCUCAAGCUUUGACUAUGUAUAAAGAUUAUAAUUCUGCCACUUCAUGCAAUAUAGUGACUGAUCGUGCUGCUGAUCAAGAGCGCAUCAAAUUACUUGAGGAAGAGAUGUUGCGAAUGAAAGAAAAUCAAGAGAGGAUUCUUCAAGAGCGUGUAGAGGCGGAAGUGCAGCAACGCGUAGAGAAGGAGGUCUCGGAUCGGUUUAAGUCUAUGGAGGAUCGAUGGUCUCACAUGAUGAGCGUGAUGGGUUUAUCUUCUCGCUCAUCUGGUAGUCCUACUCUCCCUAACAGGGACUCACCAAAUGGUUAAGUGUUUAACAUUUUAGACUUUGGUUAGUUGGAUAUUCUAAGUGUUGUUUCCAACGUUGUCAGACUUUUGUUAGUUGGAUGCUUUGUAAGUUUAAAAAUUUUGUAGACUUUUGCUUAUUGAAGUGGUGUAUUUGCGUGUUUUAACUGUAAGUUUUUGUAUUAUAAAUUUAAUAUUAUGUUUGUCA